Molecule: messenger RNA, 336 nt
Organism: Leptosia nina
Lineage: Eukaryota; Metazoa; Arthropoda; Insecta; Lepidoptera; Pieridae
Source: the annotation of a GenBank genome assembly
AUGUGUAUCGUCGCUUUGGCCGCCGUGUGCGGCGCCUUCGCCGCCCCCGAGGGCAAACGCGACAAGCGCGGUUUCCUCCACGGCGACGUGCACCACUCCCUGGACUUGCACUCGUACGACUCUUUCGAUCACUUCCACGGCCCCAUUCUGCACUCGGCGCCCGCCGCGAGGAUCGUCUCCGUCAACAAGGUUGUCGAAGUGCCAAGGGUGGUCGAGGUAAAGAAGCUGGUGUCCGUGCCUAAGGUCGUCUCGGUCCCUCAGAUCGUUAAGGUUUCCAAGAUCGUGGAGGAACCACAUUACUCUCUCGGAUCCUCCUACUCGUCAGGCUGGUGGUGA